GCGGGCGGGGUUGCAGAAGCGCCAGUCUGGUUCAGUCUGACUGGUAAGUGUUGAGGAGGCAGGACGCUUCAGCUGCCUGACAGUGACCCGUUGCUGGCGUUGGUGGUCGUCCCUUGGUCGUCAUGCCGCCCUCGUGAUGGCGGUGUGGGAUCCCGCGUUAUGGCCCAGCGCCCUCCACGCUUGACAACGCCGGGCCCGUCGUCAGCGUCGUCGUCAACUGACUUUCCCUCCGGUAGCUGUACCGCGGCUGUUGAAGAGCCACUCGUAGCAGCCCUUCGUCAGUUCCGUCGCCAGACGCUGCUGUUGCUUCUUCUGCAGCCUCACAAGUCGUCGCCUCACCACCACCACCACCAGUGGCCCCUGAACCUGCUGCGAGCGGCUGGAGUGGCCAAGCCGUGCCAGCCCCAGGGACCCUUCUACGCAGCGGCUCCAGCAACUCCAGCAGCGGUGGUACUGCUGACGGUAGCGGUAGCUGCCCGUCUGUGCGUGGACCUUCUGCUGUGGGACAAUUGCUGUUUACUGAACGACUCGGCAGCGUGUCCUCUGACGACCUACCUGGUGGUAGCAGUGUGUGGAUACUGGUCGUUGUGGGUGUGUUACCUGGGGAAUCACAAGAAGGGAAGGGGAGGCCCCGGCGCCUCUCGUCUCUGGUCGACGAAGGACCUCCAGAGGGAAUUGUCCUCCUCGUCCUCUUCUGCAGAGGAUCUACCGUCAGCUCUGAGCCUUCUCAGAUUCCCAGGGGACCUUUCAGGUGUCCCUGGUGAGAACACUGUCUUUGGUCUGAACUGUGGGCGCAUUCAGGUGCCCCAAGACUCAGUUGUGGGUGCGGUUGGCGUAGACAGCGCACCGGGGCCGCCUGGUCCCCGCCUGCAGCUCUCUCACCUGUUGGGCGGCGUUCGGGCCCUAGUGCUGGGCGAGAGGCGAAUCAACAUCACCGUCCACGCCUACGAGGAGUCUGAGGGGCGGGCGGGCGGCAUCCGUCGGCGUAGUAGUGAAUACAGCCUCGGGGAAACCGACCCCCCGCCCACCAACAAGAUGCGACGAACGUCUCUCCCAGCCAUCUCCGUACAGAGACCUACAUCAUCACAGUCUUGCGGCGGCGGUGGAGCCAGCGUCGAUGGGGCCAUCUUAUCGGAAGCCCACGGCCUGGUGGCCGACAUGCUCCAGGACCCCCAUCUUCCUCCUGCGGUGGUGUCAGGUCUCCAGGCCCUGUACCUCCUGCUGGCCCCUCCCUCCAACACGGCGCCCUCCCCUCGAGGCCCGAGGCCCGCCCCUUACUUCCACCUCUCCCAGGAUGCCUACGCCUCGGGCUCCGACACCGAGGAGAAUCCUUACACGGGAGAAAGGCCUUCCAUACAUAGGCGGAGUGGUCGUCGCAGCGUGAAUCCAACUCUGCUCCGUCGCAUGAGCACCUCCACCUGGACGACCACGACCAGCGCCACUGGAAUGCCGACGCUGGAACCCGGACCCUGCAGGAAGAGAGCCUCUUCAUUCAGAGCUGUAGUCGAAGAACAAAGGGAAGAUGAGGAGGUCGCGAGAGGGCCAACCAUAGUGAGAAUCACCCCGACCCCACAGCAGGAGAAUGAAGAGGAAAAUACCUCAUAUGUGACGCCCUGCGGCAGCCCGACUCACGCCUGCUGUCUCGAGACGCGGCUAGACCCCAACUCGUCCCCGAAGAACCGGUCCUACUCGACGACGGCGCUCUACCCGAGCAACCGCAAGCCGGUGGUGAGAGAGCGCCAGACUGUGUGCUCCCUCCACCCUUUGGGAGACUAUGACGUCAACCACCUGGACCGCGUCGCCAGGGGCCUCUACGACACGCCCACCCAGGGCGUGGUGGCCUACUCCGAUCGCCUGACGCGCCUUCAGAAGCUCCCCAACCAGCACGUCUGCGACGGCCUCUGCGACGACUGCAGCACCAAAACGCAGACCGAGGCAGCGGACGGGCCCUGCAGCCUACCCGAGGACACCACCACCAAUCUGUGUGAAUGCAAGUGUAGUGAGAAUAACAGAGUGAACAGUGACACGCAGUUGAUGAAUAAUAAGCCAAUAGAGACGACCCGGAAUAGUGACGCUAAUUCCGACGCAACUAAUGCUAAUAUAGUGUAUCAAAGACACGGGUUGCGGGUGGCCACGUCGGACUACGAGAGCUCCGACUCGCCGAGCUCCAUAGAGACCAGCGAGGAGGCCAUUGGGGCUGGCCGCGUGCGGAUAGCGGCGACGGCGGAGGUGGCAGCGGCCGUCGUCGAGGAGGAGCAAGAGGAAGAGGAAGAUACUAACGAGAAGGAGGAUAAAAAAGAACCUCAGCCUAAAAGUAAAUUAACACAGGAGAUUGAGUUGCACGGCGUUAUAGUUUUGGACCAAGACGGGUCGACGUACGACCUCGACAAACUACAAAACUACAACUUACUGAACCGGAUCUCCGAGUGGGAUUACCCCGUCUUCUCUCUCCUCGAAGCCGCGGGGACCUUAAUACUCAGCCAGCUGUGCUUUCGGGUGUUUUGCGAAGUGGGCCUUUUUGAGACUUUUCGUAUUCCUACAAGACAGUUCCUCAACUAUUUCCAUGCUUUAGAACUCGGCUACAGAGAUAUACCUUAUCACAACAGCACGCAUGCGUCGGACGUGCUGCAUGCUGUGUACUACCUCACUUCCCAGCCUAUUCCAGGGUUCAUCAUGUUGCCUCCGGAGCCGGGCUCCCUGCUCGACAAACAUGAGGACGGCUGCGGAUCUCCUCGUCUCAUUCACCGUCAGAGCUUUACGGCGGAAGACACUUACGGCAUCCUGGGUGCCAACCUCCCAGCAUUGGAGCUCAUGGCACUCUACACGGCCGCUGCCAUGCACGACUAUGACCAUCCGGGCAGAACCAACGCUUUCCUGGUCACUACAAAUGCUCCACAGGCUGUGCUAUAUAACGACCGAAGUGUCCUGGAGAACCACCACGCAGCCGCUGCUUGGUCGCUGUUCCUCUCGAAGCCCGAGUUCAACUUCCUGUGUCAUCUGGACAGGGCAGAGUUCAAGCGCUUCAGGUUCUUGGUCAUCGAGGCCAUUUUGGCGACUGAUCUCAAAAGACACUUCGAGAUCCUCGCAGAGUUCAAUGCAAAGGCAAAUGAGCCCGACGCUCCAGGUCUCGACUGGAAUUCCGAGACUGACAGACUGCUGGCGUUGCAAAUGUGCAUCAAGCUUGCAGACAUCAACGGACCUUGCAAGGCUCUGGAUAUUCACACACAAUGGACUGCAAGAAUUGCCGAGGAGUUUUACGAACAAGGUGAUGAGGAAGAAAAGCUGGGCUUGCCCAUAUCGCCGUACAUGGACCGUACUAAUCCUCAGCUGUCGAAACUCCAAGAGUCCUUCAUCAACCACCUGGUGGCGCCCCUUUGCAAUGCCUACGGCGAGGCGGGGCUCAUGCCGGGCGUCUGGCAGGACUCCAACGACGAAGAUGGCCCCACCCCUGAAAUCACCCUUGAUAACUACGAUGAGGAGGAGGACGAUGACCCGCCAACCAGCGAAUCGGACACCGCCACACAGAACAGCGGCCGAGCGCGGAAGAUCUUCUGCUUGCAAACUCAGCAUUUGCAGGAAAACCACCAAUACUGGGUCAACAAGAUCAAGGAGGAACAGCGGGUGGGGGAAGAAGACGAGGAAGCAGAUUCAGGAUCCGAAGAAGAAGUCGUCCUCCAACCCACAGCGGAGGCUAACAACCCCUGUGGGUUCUCUCCUCAGCCCAUGGUCCUUAAUCUCAACAACGGAGAUGAACCCAUGGAACCCAUUGAAGAGGAGAAGACCCCAGCCUCCAUCUCCUCUUCCCGUAGCUUCAGUUUUGAAAAAGAGGACUCGAAACUUUGAUGCCCGGCCUGUGUCAUAGUCUAAUAGUUAGAAUUCUUCCAUUAUUUAUUAUGAAAUAGGCUAUUGAUACAGGUGUAAAUGAAAGUAAGUGAAUUUUGUGAUUAAAUGGAAGAGUUGCCAAAAGGUGCUGGGCUAGAAAGAUCAAAUAAAAGUGAAGGCUGUGGCAUUGCUCGAGUGCUCUGUAUAUGAUGAUGAUAACGUGAAUUCGGUGCAAGCAAGAUAAAUAUUGGAUGUGAAGGUAAAGAAUCACGCGUACGAAAAGUUCCCACGUCUAUCCCUGCAGCAGCAGAUGGAGGCUUUGGGUGCUUGGCAAAGCAAGAUGAAGAGGGAAUAAUGGGCGUCCCUACAACCAUCAAGAGUCACUUGCGUUUCCUUGGAAGAGAAGUUCUCCAGCAGGACUUGGGGACUUCGCCGUGAAGAAAACAAAAAAGAAAAGACAUGAAAGAAGAUAUCUUUGUCGGUCAGGGAUUUGCAGGAAAAGUGACCACCUCUAGAUAAUUAUAGAUGCAGGUCAUCCUAGAGGGAAACAAAAGGACGCUAGAGCAGACUUUUUUUUUGCGAACACCAUGACGGAGACGUAAAAGAGUACUACAGAGAACGAAGAGGUGUGGCGUUGCUAUUGACAUGGAGGUCCCAUUCGCUUGACCUCCUCUCAAGAUGAGUCUACAAGCCUGGCACCGUGACCUAAUGUAUGCGAGAGAGCUUUUGCUGCAUCAAGUACAUUUUUAGCAUUUAAUAAAUCAUAUGCAUUUACCAAUACUAUAAAAAAGCAAGGUUAUAUUCAAUUUUAUGCAGUCGGGACAUUUGUCCCCGAGGUGACAUCCAAGGUUAGGAGGACUCAGAGGUUUACGAGAUGGGAUUUGAGGAGGCUUGGUAGAGGGAGACAGGCAAAGCAGAGUUCCCCUACCAGUUUUGUUUUUUUAUUUUUAUUAUGAUUCUUGUUCCGCUUCCACUCACUAGAUGGAAGCACGAGACGGUUACAAGCACAACACAAAGUCUGGAUGAUGUAGAACUUUUGUAAUAAUCUUGAUGAUGUAGAUAUAAGACAAUUUAAAUAUUUUUUUUUCUUUUUGGAGGAGAUUUAUGUGCUAUACAUAAUAUGGUGUUUAGUGACUGGAGAAACUACGUAAAGAAGAUUCAUUUUCCUCAUCUGUAUAAAAAGUUCCAAUGACUCUACUUCAAAAUGACAAGAUAGCGACGUCCGUCAGUCGCCACGCUGAAAGGCAUCAUUGAAAUUCUUUUAUCCGCCAGGAGAUCUCUCUCGCCGGAGAAUAAUUGUAGUAUACUGCCUUACCAAGAUUUGAUUGCCCGAUGAAAAGUCUUGAGUCCUGAUAUUUGUGGUGUGCAUAGUCAGACUGAUGCUGAUGUUUUCCCCGAUGUUUCUGAUGUUACCAUUCUUCCUGUGGUUAACAUCCGACGCUAGGUUCUUUAUGAAGUCAUUUAUGAAAUUAGAAUCACUUUUUAGUGUUCAGGAAUUCCUUGUUUUUCCAACUAAAAACAAAAAAAGGCUUAUUGUUCAACACAAUUGUUUCUCGUUGAACAUGAGUUGGACUUUUCAGAGACGUUCGUUAUUUUUCACAUAAUCCUCACAAAUCCUUUGCAUAAUGUUCCGGUUUUUCUUUUCUUCGCUGCCAAGAUGUCAAAGUGCUAUAGAUAUGCAUAUACAUAUUAUAUAUAAUAUAUAUUUUCUUCUUUCAGUUCUUGUCAUGUAGGUGUCCGAAACCAACUGAUAUCUUCCGAUGCUUUAUGAAAUCAGUGCCAUACCUUUGCUGAGACUUCCCUGACUUCCUUUGAGGUAUAGACAUUUUUUACUGUCACAUAUAUGUAUAUAUAUUAAUAUAAAAGAAUACAUAUGUAUAACACUUGUGCGUGUAAGAGAAUCUUCUACAUUCUCGAAACUUGAAGGAAGCGGGAAAUGUUGUCAGUACUGAAAUAAGUUAGGUCUGUAUUUUUACCAAACCUUUAGUGUCAGAUAGAGUUAUCAAAGCGAUAUUGUUUUCAUUAUUAUCACUGUAUUGUAGAAAAAAUACAUCCGCCAUUUUAUUGUGAUCUUCCAUUCAUUAUAUUCUCUCGUGAAGGCUGUUCAUGACAUGACUCGUUUGUUGUCUCUCUUUCGUUCAUCUCAAAUGUCACGUAUUGGUCACUCCAAGAUUCAGUCGCUCGCUCUCGUUCCGUCUGCUUCCACCGAACCGGACUAAUCAACUGGCAAAGGUCAGGAGGUGUCGCACCUUGCAACCUUGCAAGGCGGUUGCCGGAGAGUGAGUGAUUAGCUGGCAAAGGUCGACAAGUGUCGUGCCUUGUAAGGUCACUGGUAACAAUACCAGUGCAGGAAGGGAAAGCUAGAGUUGAGCUAAGGUUCUCUGAUCUGCUAGUUAUUUCUAAAGCUACGGCAAGGACCAAAGAGCUGGAUAAAAAUGAUUUCUCAUUCAAAAUCACUAGAAAAGACCUUGCCAUUUACUAUGAACUCACGGUGAUACUUUGAAUUGUAAACAGGAAUCAAAUUGCAACUGGACAAUUCGGUCAGGCAUUGGAAUAGAAAUUAAUUCAAAAGGAGUCUAAGAAUUUCUAAAUCUAACUUAUAUUUGUGUCCACUCGUAUUACUUAGUUACUAAUUCCUUUGUGUACAGGAAUACUCGACUUACUUAUGAUCCUAUGGACAGUAUCCAGUUCCCUUGAUAAUGGCAAUUCCUUUGAUACUGACUGUUAGUGAGUCAUUUAUUUUCUGAAGGACAGUGAGUUUGCUCAUGAAAACAGAGGAUACCUUUAUUAUAAGAAACUAAACUGAUACAUCAAAAUAUAUGGAAAAGAUGAACUAACCCUGGAAGUAUUUCUUCAAGUACAAAAUGGAAUUGUCUCAAUAUCUCUUUGAAUAUUUCAUUCUGAUUUUAUUUUUAUUUCAGAAAAGUGACUAUAUAAGUCUCCUCACUAUUAAUGGGCCUGUUACAAAUAAAUCUCACCUAAUGCUUUGGCUUAAUGAAGCCAUUUUAUUCAUGCAAUAAGCCAUCUCACCGUGUCCUUAAAAUAGAAAAAAAUAUGAAAAAGGCAUUACAUGAUUGGUUGAUAUUCUCAAGGAGAGAAUAUUUGAGGCUUGGUAACAAACAGUAAUGUAUGCACGCUACAUAUAAGACUUUCUCUUUCUCUUACGCACACAGACAAUCAAUCACACAUACACACAAAAUCACACGUUAAUUAUAAAUAAUCUUUGGCCUGUCAGUCACUUAAUUAAGUCUUCUUUCCCACCAUUAUCCCUUCAUUAAUUAAGGGGUAUGUUGCCUGAUGCACCUUCUCCACUGCUACCGUCAAAAGCAUCAUUAGGCAUGGUUUUUUGUUUGGCAAAAGGGGUUUUUAUGACCGCAUGCCCUUGCGGUCAUCAACCACAGUUAUUGGCAGUGGGUCUCGCCUGUUAUUAAAAAGUACGACUGCAAGUCAGUAGUUUCCAUAGUUAUUGGCGGUGGGCCUAGCCUUUUACUAAAAAGUAGACUGCAAAGCAGCAGUUUCCAUAGUUAUUGGCGGUGGGUCUAGCCUUUCACUAUAACGUAAGACUGCAGGACAGCAGCUGUCCUUUUAGUUGCCUUUUACGACACGCAGGAUCUACGGUGGUAGUAUUUUUACACCCCUACCACAGGAUCACAGUCACUUAAUUAUUUAUUUGUAAAUAUACUGCAAUGUAACGAUUAUCCCCUUUGACAAUUUGUCUGCAAUUGAACGGCACUAAUUUUAGAACAAAACAAGAUGUAUAUUCAGUAAUAACAAAUCGGAUGGCUGGAGGUUUUAGAGUAGCGGAAAGGGUAUCCGGGUAUGAUGAUUCAGGAUGUAUAAGGACUGCCCUCUCUCCAAGUAAUUUGAUAAGACUGACAGGUAAUCUUUAACACUUUGAUUCAUCUUCACAUAGUGUUGUAUUACAUUUCUCCUAGUAAGGAUAUUCACAUAUAAUAUUCUCUCUGGAUCAGAUUAUCGUAAUGCUUAAAUUGUGAACCGGAGAGCGUGGGAUAAGCGAAAUCAAUUUCCUUUUCCAGUGGUCUCUGCCAGGACCUGAGUGAGCUGCUCGUGCAGUAAGCGUAAGUCGUCAUCUCGUUACUGCUAACUUGUGAGUGAUCAAUAUGGUGAGGUUUUGAACAUUCCUUUCUAGCUAGAAAGGAGCAAGGAAGGGAUGUCCAGGGCUUUUUAAGAACAUUCAAUUGAACGGCUUUUGUUUUGUGCGAGUGACGUAUAUUUAUCAGUUUCAACAGAAGAGGUACCCUUGUAUAUGGAAUAUUUUCUCAAAUUAUUGUUACGUAGUUGUUCCUUGUAAUGGUAGAGUUCAGUACUCAGAGUAAGGGACGAAUUUGGUGUGCUGCUGGUCGAUAUAUGUAUGAUAAUGAUGGUUCAGAGGCGAUUGUAAAGUCAGCUAAAAUGUUAUUAAGAUUCUUAUUUGCAGGAUAUUUUUAUCGAGUGUCAUACUGAUUCAUUUCUGGGAUUCUGAUGCUCAUCUGUAAUGAUGAUGAUGAUGAUGAGGACGAGCGAGUAUUGAGAUGAAGUUUAGCCCUGGGAUGCCUUCCACCUAGCCUCUCUUUCUCUCCUUCUUCGUCUGACUAACAUUCUAUCUAUCUAUCUAUCUAUCUGUCUAUCUACGUGUCUGUCCAUUUGUCUCUCAGCAAUCUCUAACUCAUCCUCUUUCCUCAUAUGCACCCCCCACCCCCCUCUCAACCUCUCAGUCUCCAAGAUGUGUUUCACAAGUAGCCUUUGAGAUCUCACGAUGACCCGAACCUUCUUUCUAAGACAGAGUAAUAUCAUUUGAUGUGUCAGAAUUGUUGCAGUGGGAUCAUCGCCCUCUGCGAAAUUAUUUUUUUGGUGAUCCAGCUGUAUUUAUGUAUGAAAGUGUUAGCAUAAUAUAUCAAUGAUAAUAAUAAUAUUAAAUAAUGUUAAUAACAAUAAUAAUCAGGUGGAAUUAAGAAAAAAAGUUUAUAUUUUCAUGUAGUUUGAGAUGUUCAUGUACUGGGUUCCAAAUAUCAGUGUGCUGUAUACGUGCUGGAUGAGGGAACUGCUCUCGAGUCUUCGCCGUUCACUUGGGCUUUGCCUUCUGUCUACCGAAUGAUACACUUCCCUUUUCUCGCCGUAGUAAGAAGAGGGAGCGUUCUUUCUCGCUCUCUCUUCCUCGCUCUCCUUCGUACACCUCCGUGUACAAGCGAUAAUAAUAAUAAAGAAAAAUAAUAAACGAAGAAAUGGGUUACAGGUAGAGUGUAGAAACACAAUGGCCAAGUCGACGGCAAAAACUCGCAGAUCGCUUCCUAUCCGAAAUCCAAGCCCUAACACUCUUCAAAAUGGGCAAAUGGCUGUUCGAAAAGCGGGGCGCCGGAAUGAAUUCAUGGCGGAUUGCACUUCCCGCGAUCUCGUGGAUCCUGAACCCUAUCUUUCGAGGAUCCACGGACGUUUUGAACUUUUCGGUGGUUCGCUUUCCCCUCAGCCAUUUCUCACGUCAUCAAGUCCCCUUGAAGUAUGUCACCAUCCCCUUCGCCCCAGGUGUACUCAGUGCUAGAGGGGAGGGAAGCCAGUCUUAUUUAAAGGGGACUGCACCCUUCUGGGGAGGGAAUCUUUUUGGGAGGGGAGAUGUGUACGUGUUAUGUAUUAAAGGAGAAGUACA
Molecule: messenger RNA, 9463 nt
Organism: Macrobrachium nipponense
Lineage: Eukaryota; Metazoa; Arthropoda; Malacostraca; Decapoda; Palaemonidae
Product: cGMP-inhibited 3',5'-cyclic phosphodiesterase 3A-like
Exons: 14
Coding region: 160-3843 (1227 amino acids)
Biological process (GO): signal transduction
Molecular function (GO): calmodulin-activated 3',5'-cyclic-GMP phosphodiesterase activity
Source: RefSeq, a predicted model, not a curated record